This is a messenger RNA of Microthlaspi erraticum, 483 nucleotides long. The record is from the annotation of a GenBank genome assembly. NCBI's taxonomy places the organism in Eukaryota, Viridiplantae, Streptophyta, Magnoliopsida, Brassicales, Brassicaceae.
AUGGGACUGGGAUAUGAUUCUUCUCCAACUCGCAAUCCGAAAGGAUUUCAGAGUCCAAGUGGAAAACAUCAAGGAAAGGAGUGCUAUUUCUGUGGGUCCUUAGGACAUAUCAGGGCUUUCUGCAACAAGUACUGGGCUAGAGUCGACUAUGCAUGGAAACGAGGACGCUAUCAUUGGAAUCGUCAUCUAAACCAGUUCUUCAUCAGAAAAUCGGAUCUAUAUCAGAAUCCUGCCCGACGUACAUCAACUGGUGGUUCAAGACAGCGUGUCUACUCCAACAUGGCCUUACUUGAAGAAAUCGACGAAGCUGACAACACUGGACCAUGGUACUUCGAUAGUGGAUGCUCCAGACACAUGACAGGAGUCAAAGAAAAUCUUCAAGAAGUGAAGAAGCUAAAAGGAGGGAAGGUCACUUUUGGAUGUGGAACCAAAGGGAUGAUUCAAGGCAAGGACGCACCUCUGAUGAGCAACCACAGCUUAUGA